AUGUUCGGGAGUGGUUUUGGGUCGAACAUGCUAACGGUAAUGACCUUACCAAUUUUGGGUCCCCAAAUUGCAGCCGGAGUGCUUAUUGCCAAUGCGACCACAGCACCUUUUAAAAUGACAUGUAACGCUAGUACGAGUUUUAAACGUUAUCGUCAAGAAGGCAACGGUACGAUGGCCGAGGUUGGAGUUUCGCAGGUUGAGCUGGUGGAGACUCGCGAAGACAAUGCCCGCAAACUCCCUCAGUACAUCGCAGCCUUAUCAGCUACACUUGGAGCGCUAGCAGCGGGUACUAUGCUCGGUUGGUCAGCUCCAGUAAUGGUAAAAAUCCUGGACAAAAACAGCACAGACUACGACUUUGAAGUAACUCAAGCACAAGGUGACUGGAUCUCCUCUAUCAUUAACCUCGGAGCAGCGUUCAUUUGCUUCCCCAUUGGCCUCAUCAUGGACAGAAUAGGACGUAAACUGACUAUGUUACUUCUCGUUCUACCGUUCACCUUAGGCUGGUUACUUGUUACUUUUGGAACCAGCGUAGGUAUGCUUAUAGCUGGUAGGUUCAUCAUCGGUGUAGCUGGUGGUUCAUUUUGCGUCACAGCGCCCGCAUAUACCAGUGAAAUUGCUCAAGACUCCAUCAGAGGAACGUUAGGCAGCUACUUUCAGUUAAUGAUAACUGUUGGAAUUCUGUUUUCAUACGUUGUUGGCAGUUAUACGUCCGUAUUCAUCUUCAACAUACUCUGCACUCUAAUACCUAUCAUAUUCGGAGUUGUCUUUUUCUUCAUGCCCGAAAGUCCCAACUAUUUAGUGGUCAAUGGCAGAAGUGAUGAGGCCAGGGAAGCCUUAUACAGGCUUCGUGGUAGGGCUUACGAUGUAGACCAAGAAUUAAACGCCUUAAAAUACAAAGCUGAAGUAGCAAAAGCGAACCCUGUAUCUUACAUCGCUGCGCUCACCAAAAAGACAGCCAUAAAAGCUCUUAUCAUCUGCUACUGUUUAAUGGUGUUCCAACAGUUGUCUGGUAUCAACGCUGUUAUCUUCAAUGCAUCACAAAUCUUCGAUGAUGCAGGUGCCACUAUUCCUGCCGAAAUCUCCACUAUCAUUAUCGGAGUAAUCCAGGUCGUUGCCACUUUUUCCUCGAGUUUAGUAGUAGAUAGACUUGGAAGGCGUAUUCUACUUUUGUUGUCCGCAUUGGUCGUUUGUAUUUGCACCACCGCUUUAGGAGUGUACUUCUUCUUGCAACAAACUCAUGGUCCCGAUGCUAGCAUAGUCCAAGCAAUUUCUUGGUUGCCCCUUGUGUCUUUGUCCGUCUUGAUCAUUGCUUUCUCAGUCGGCUUGGGACCUAUUCCUUGGAUGAUGGCUGGAGAUCUUUGCAAAAUCGAUAUCAAGGCCUUCGUAAGCUCCACGGCUGGUACCUUGAAUUGGCUGCUUGCUUUCACAGUUACCAGUACAUUUAACUCAUUAAAUAAUGCCAUUGGUGCCGGUCAAGUGUUCUGGAUAUUCUCUGGUAUCAUGCUUGUUGGUUUUAUUUUCAUUUUCUUUGUAAUUCCCGAGACGAAAGGAAAGAGUGUUGAUGAAAUUCAAAUUUUGCUGGGAGGCGAGCCAGAGACCCAAACUCCUGUCGAAGUUAAGAAAUAA
Arctia plantaginis is the source of this 1626-nucleotide messenger RNA. Lineage: Eukaryota; Metazoa; Arthropoda; Insecta; Lepidoptera; Erebidae. The record is from the annotation of a GenBank genome assembly.